Messenger RNA from Apodemus sylvaticus (European woodmouse), 498 nucleotides. It is a transcript of the gene Dnajc5g, whose product is annotated as DnaJ heat shock protein family (Hsp40) member C5 gamma. NCBI's taxonomy places the organism in Eukaryota, Metazoa, Chordata, Mammalia, Rodentia, Muridae. The record is from RefSeq and is a predicted model, not a curated record. The transcript is spliced from 4 exons. The coding region runs from base 1 to 498 and encodes 165 amino acids.
AUGCCUCGUGCGUAUGAUGCAACCCAGCGACUAUCCAGGACUGGGAAAAGUCUCUAUGCAGUGCUGGAACUAAAGAAGGGUGCUGACCCUGAAGACAUCAAAAAAGCCUACAGGAAACUGGCCUUGCAAUAUCAUCCAGACAAGAAUCCAGAGAACCCCUUAGCGGCAGAAAUCUUCAAAGAGAUCAACGCAGCCCAUGCCAUCCUCACUGACCCUACAAAAAAGAAGAUUUAUGACCGGCACGGCUCUCUGGGAUUAUACCUGUAUGACCAUUUUGGUGAAGAAGGUGUCCGAUUCUAUUUUAUAGUGAACAGUUGUUGGUUCAAGACACUUGUUAUCCUUUGUUGCCUGCUGACUGGCUGUUGCUGCUGCUGCUGCUGCUGUUUAUGCUGUGGUAGACUUAAUCCAUCAGCUGAGGAAGAAGAGGAGAAUCACCAAACGAAUGUCUCUUCUCAGCCUUCAAGAACAAGAACACAAGAUAUUCAAGUAGAGGAUUAA